AUGUCAACACUGCCAGCCGUCGUCUUGGAUAAUGGGACCGGAUAUACGAAAAUUGGAUAUGCGGGGAAUACUGAACCGUCGUAUUUAAUUCCGUCCAUGAUUGCUGUGGACUCGAGUGCGAAUUUGAACACAUGUCCGAAGUCGACCGAGGACUUUGAUUUUUACAUUGGAGAGGAGGCCGAGCAAGCGCCGAAGUCGUACACCAAAACGUUCCCAUUGAAACAUGGCCAAAUAGAGAAUUGGACAUUGAUGGAGAUGUAUUGGGAGCAAGCUAUAUUCAAAUAUUUGAGAUGUGAUCCGCAAGACCACUACUUCUUAUUAACUGAACCCCCUAUGAAUCCCCCAGAGAACAGAGAAUACCUUGCUGAAGUCUUCUUUGAAACAUUUAACGUCCCGGGGAUGUAUAUUGCCGUCCAAGCUGUGUUGGCUAUAGUAGCUUCAUGGUCAAGAAAGGGUGGAGAUAAAGGAAGUGUCUUGACUGGAACUGUUAUUGAUUCAGGGGAUGGAGUGACUCAUAUCAUCCCAGUAGCUGAAGGAUAUGUCAUUGGAUCAGCUAUUAAAAACAUUCCACUUGCUGGGAAGGACAUCACUGCAUUCAUCCAACAAAUGCUCCUUGAACGUGAAGAACCAAUUCCUCCAUCGGAAAGAAUGGAAAUGGCACGAACGGUGAAGGAGAAGUAUUCCUUUGUCUCGAAAGAUAUGGCUAAGGAAUUUGCUAUUAUGGAAGAAGGAAAGGACGGAAUGUCUUCAUUCAAGAAACAUGAGGCGAAAGACCCGAUCACAAAGAAACCAUACACUUUCGACGUCGGGUAUGAACAAUUCUUGGCACCAGAACUCUUCUUUAACCCAGAAAUCUUCUCCUCAGACUUCACUACACCACUUGCAGAUUUGGUCGACGAUGUCGUGCAGGCGUGCCCUAUCGAUUGUAGAAGAGAUUUGUAUAAGAACAUCAUCUUGUCGGGAGGAUCAACUAUGUUCAAGGGUUUCGGAAAAAGACUCCAGAGAGAUGUCAAGAGAUUCACCGACUUCAGAACACAAAAAACAGUCGAAUUGUCCGGUGGAAAACUCACCCCAAAAGCUACCGAAGUUAAUGUCGUCACUUACCCAUAUCAAAGAUACGCAGUUUGGUACGGCGGGUCUGUCAUGGCAGAAUUGCCAGUCUUCGUCCAGCACUGCCACUCGAAGGCCGAGUAUGAAGAAAAGGGCCCAUCCAUCUGCCGUUAUAACCACGUCUUUAUGGCUUGCUAA
This is a messenger RNA of Entamoeba invadens IP1, 1248 nucleotides long. RefSeq lists its product as hypothetical. Gene Ontology annotation, cellular component: actin cortical patch; Arp2/3 protein complex. The coding region runs from base 1 to 1248 and encodes 415 amino acids. Lineage: Eukaryota; Evosea; Mastigamoebida; Endamoebidae. The transcript has a single exon. Gene Ontology annotation, molecular function: actin filament binding. Gene Ontology annotation, biological process: Arp2/3 complex-mediated actin nucleation. The record is from RefSeq and is a predicted model, not a curated record.